Molecule: messenger RNA, 1740 nt
Organism: Cryptococcus wingfieldii CBS 7118
Lineage: Eukaryota; Fungi; Basidiomycota; Tremellomycetes; Tremellales; Cryptococcaceae
Product: nonsense-mediated mRNA decay protein 3
Exons: 6
Coding region: 1-1740 (579 amino acids)
Biological process (GO): ribosomal large subunit export from nucleus
Cellular component (GO): nucleus; cytoplasm
Molecular function (GO): ribosomal large subunit binding
Source: RefSeq, a predicted model, not a curated record
AUGGUGCAGCUAGAGUAUCAACCCGAUGCGGCGGGACAGGAAAGCUACAUUCUCUGUGCCGACUGUGGUACCGUCAUCUCCAGUGCCAACGGCGCCGGUCUUUGUGUCGGAUGUCUGAGAAAUACUGUGGAUAUUACGGAAGGUAUUCCUAAAGAGUCUUCCUUGAACUUCUGUCGAGGGUGUGAGCGAUUCUUGUCGCCUCCCAACUCUUGGGUCACCGUCCAGCCCGAGUCUCGAGAGUUGCUUGCCAUCUGUCUCAAAAAGAUUGCUCGACCCUUGAUGAAAGUCCGUCUCAUCGACGCCUCCUUCAUCUGGACCGAACCCCACUCCCGACGUAUCAAGAUCAAAAUCACCAUCCAGAAAGAAGUCCUCGCCCACACUGUUCUUCAGCAGACUUUUGAGCUUACGCUCGUGGUGCAAACGGGACAGUGCCCUGCGUGUACGAGACUGGCGGCGAAGAAUACGUGGAAGGCGAGUGUGCAGGUUAGGCAGAAGGUUACGCACAAGAGGACUUUCUUGUGGUUGGAGCAAUUGAUCUUGAAGCACAAUGCGCACAAGGACACUGUCAACAUUGCGGAGAAGAGAGAUGGUCUGGACUUCUUCUACACUGAACGAAACAAUGCCAUCAGGAUGUGCGAUUUCCUCGCCAGCGUCGUUCCUAUCAGGAUCAAGGCUUCCGAGCAAUUGAUCUCUUCCGACACCCACUCCAACACUUCCAACUACAAGUUCACCUACUCUGUUGAAAUUGUUUCAGUGUGUAAAGACGACCUGGUCUGCAUUCCUCGCAACCUCGCCCGAUCAUGGGGUAACAUCUCCCCCCUGACGCUCUGUUCCCGUAUCGGCAACACCAUCCACCUUCUCGACCCCAUGACUCUCCAACAAACCGACGUCACCGCCCCCGUCUACUGGCGCCAGCCCUUCGACUCUCUCUGUACCGUCACCGACCUCGUCGAAUUCAUCGUCCUCGACGUCGAGCCCUCUGGUCCUGUCCGGGGCAAGUACGUCCUCGCCGACGCGCAGGUGACUCGGUCGAGCUACAAGGGUGCGGGCGACGAUGCCAACGACGACGGGAUCUACCACACCCGAACCCACCUCGGCGCCAUCAUCCAGCCCGGAGACACGGUGCUCGGCUUCCACCUGACACACACCAACUUUAAUUCCGAGUCUUUCGAGUCGCUCGAGCAGGGCCGGAUCCCCGAUGUCAUACUCGUCAAAAAGACGUACCCCAACCGAAGAAAGAAGUCCAAGGCGAGGAACUGGAAAUUGCGCUCGAUCGCCAAGGAGGCGGAGGAUGUGGCGGAGGGUACGGUUGGACGUGGUGCGUUGGGUAGGAAGGGUGGUGUGGACGCGAGGAAUGUGGAGAGGGAUUACGAGCUGUUCUUGCGGGAUCUUGAAGAAGACAGGGAGAUGCGUAGUGCGAUCAACCUGUACAAGGCUGAGGCGCAGGAGCAGGCGCAAGCGCAGGAGGGUGAGCAGGGUGAGCAGGAUGAGGACGAGGCGAUGGCCGGCGACAAGAAGUCUGGCUCUGGCAUGAGGGGAGGCAAGAGAAGACAGGGCCUGGCCAAGCAAGCCGCCGAGAGUGCCAUGGAUAUGGACGGCGAUGAGCAGAUGGGCGGUGAAGGUGAAGAAGAUGAAGAGGAGGAGGAAGACUUCCCCGAGAUCGACAUGGACGAGCUGCUUGAGCAAUUCGAAGAGAUGGGCGUGGCAGAAAAUGAGGAGCCUCAGUUCGGAUGGGAUUAA